Messenger RNA from Heterocephalus glaber (naked mole-rat), 676 nucleotides. It is a transcript of the gene Hint2, whose product is annotated as histidine triad nucleotide binding protein 2. The record is from RefSeq and is a predicted model, not a curated record. Gene Ontology annotation, molecular function: catalytic activity. NCBI's taxonomy places the organism in Eukaryota, Metazoa, Chordata, Mammalia, Rodentia, Bathyergidae.
CAAUGGCCACCGCUCCCCAGCUACCUAAUAGCCCACCUCCCGCAGGCCGCUGAGCUGAGCUGGCCUGGUGAGCGGUUCCUGCAGCCCAGGAAAAUGGCUGCGGCAAUGGUGCUGGCCGCCCGUUUGAGCGCGGCGCGCAGAGCCUUGGCAGCCGCGGGAGUGCGGGGGUCGCAGGUCCGAGGAGCUGCAAGUAUGACUGAUGGGAAUGAAGUGGCCAAGGCCCAGCAGGUAGCCCCUAGAGGAGCAGCCCCAACUGUCUUCUCCCGGAUCCUGGACAGGAGCCUCCCAGCUGAUAUUCUAUAUGAGGACCAGCAGUGUCUCGUGUUCCGUGAUGUGGCCCCACAGGCUCCUGUGCAUUUCCUGGUUAUUCCUAAGAAGCCCAUUCCUCGAAUUACCCAGGCUGAGGAAGAAGACCAGCAGCUUCUAGGACACCUCCUCCUUGUGGCCAAGAAGAUAGCAAAGACUGAGGGUCUGAGAGAUGGAUACCGACUUGUGAUCAAUGAUGGAAAGCUGGGCGCACAAUCCGUUUAUCACCUGCACAUUCACGUACUUGGAGGCCGACAACUCCAGUGGCCUCCAGGUUGAACCUGCCAACUGAUCAAGGACCCCCAGACCUGAAUGCUUGGAUGGGGAAGGGACCCUGUGAUGCUAAUAAAUCUAUUCUCCCUCAAUUUUA